AUGCUGAAGGGUGGCGGAGCUGGAGGUGCUACUCGAGCAGGCGGAGGAGGCGGUUUGGGUGGUAUGUUCGGCGGUUUUGGACAAAGUACGGCAAGGAUAAUAAACAAAGAGGAUAUAAAGGUCGCCUUCAAAGAUGUUGCUGGUUGUGAAGAAGCUAAAAUAGAAAUUAUGGAGUUUGUGAAUUUCCUCAAAAAUCCUCAACAGUACAAGGAUCUGGGUGCGAAAAUUCCCAAAGGUGCAAUAUUGACUGGUCCGCCUGGUACCGGUAAGACUCUCCUUGCAAAAGCAACUGCGGGUGAAGCUAAUGUGCCAUUCAUAACUGUGUCCGGCUCUGAGUUCCUUGAAAUGUUCGUUGGUGUUGGCCCAGCUCGAGUUCGUGACAUGUUCGCAAUGGCAAGAAAGAACAGCCCGUGCAUCCUUUUCAUUGACGAAAUUGAUGCUGUUGGUCGUAAGAGAGGUGGCAGAGGAGGAAUGGGAGGACAUUCCGAACAGGAGAAUACCUUGAAUCAGUUGCUUGUGGAAAUGGAUGGUUUUUCUACCGAGGAGUCGUCUGUGAUUGUGAUAGCUGCUACGAAUCGAGUAGAUAUCUUGGAUCCCGCUUUGUUACGACCUGGACGUUUUGACAGACAGAUUUACGUACCAGUUCCGGAUAUUAAGGUGCGUUUAGCUUCCGUUCCUGAAUUUGCGUAA
This is a messenger RNA of Cylicostephanus goldi, 690 nucleotides long. The record is from the annotation of a GenBank genome assembly. NCBI's taxonomy places the organism in Eukaryota, Metazoa, Nematoda, Chromadorea, Rhabditida, Strongylidae.